CUAUUUACAGGGAGGGGGCACCAGCGUAGGCAAACUCUUAGCUCUGAACAAGCCUUGCUAAAAAUCACCGUUCUCUCCACGGCAACAAAACAAUAUAGAGUAGGGUUGACGGCCACAAGCACAGAGGCUCCAUCGACACGACAAGGCGCUUUCCCGUGGAAUGAGCAUUCCAUGCAGCAUCCUAGGCAUGAAUGACGUGGGUUGGCAGGAGACGAGAGGUGGGAUGCUGCAUGCAAAUGGUGCUCCUGAAUCAGGGGGUGUUCGGGUUCAUGGCGGCGGGCCCCUGACUGCGGUUGGGGGUGGUGGACAGGCUCCUGGGGGGCCACAUUUACAGGGUAUGGAUAGAAGUUCUAACCUUACCCCAGGUACGCCACAGCCUCCGCUCAGUGGAAGAUCUCAGGACGACGCCACAGUUGGAUACUUCUUUCAGCGGCAACCAGGAGAGCAACUUGUGGGUUGCACUCCUAACAAGCACCGUUGGCCAACUGGAGAUGCUAAUCAUGUUGAUCAGAUUCGAACCGUAGAUGAAAUGAAUUAUGACUUUCAAGCUCUUGCUCUUGAGUCAAGAGGAAUGGGAGAGCUUUUGCCAACAAAAAAGAUCUGGGAUUCUGAUGAGCUAGCCAAGGAUGGGCGGAAAGGGAUGCUCCUUGGUGAAGAAUGGAGGGACAAUGCAUGGGGAUCGUCUCAUCAUUCAGUGUCCCAGCCAAUCAUGGUACAGCGGCGGCCUGGCCAGGGUUUCCAUGGGAACGGUGAUACAAAUUCUGUUCUUUCACCUCGCUCAGAAGGUGGAGGUCUGGGUGUGAGCAUGGUGGAGUAUGUCCUGAGCUCCUCCCCUGGUGACAAAAUGGAAGGUCGCUACAGGAACGGCGGCUACGGUGGAGGAGAUACUGAUCAAGAUGGAAGAGAGAAAGGCGAUGUACAAGAGAAAGUGUCACCUUUUGAGGAAGACAAAAGCCCUGAGAUGAAGGUGGGAGAGGAUAAAGAUCCAGCUAAAUCCAACGGAAGAGGUCUGCUAAACGGCAUGGAUAGAGACUGCAAAGACUUCAAUCCAACCCCUGGGAGCCGUCAAUCUUCCCCUACCGAGGCCGUGGAGAGAAUGGGUCCCACUCAGACAGGUUUGGAAAUGAUGGGACAGCAUCAUCCGCAUGUCCUCCAACAACAAAACCCAGCCCAGAACAAGAUCCCUACUGAGGACUUCCAGAGCCAGGAGGCCCAGAACAUGGGCGGCAUGGAGCAUGGGUGUGGCGUCGAGUCUUUACAGUUUGAUUACGCUGGGAACCAGAUCCAGGUCGACUCGUCGGGAACUCCAGUGGGAUUGUUCGACUACAGUUCUCAGCAGCAGUUGUUCCAGAGAUCAAAUACCCUGACAGUUCAACAGCUUACUGCAGCUCAGCAACAACAAUAUGCCCUGGCUGCAGCUCAACAGCAGCAUCUUGGUAUGAUGGGCUGCUCAGCUCAGUGUCUACCUGGACUCGCUCCUGCAUUUGUGCCAAAUCCUUACAUCAUUAAUGCUGCGCCGCCUGGAGCCGACCCAUACACCGCCGCCGGUCUGGCUGCAGCAGCCACUUUAGCAGGCCCCACAGUUGUCCCACCACAGUACUAUGGUGUUCCUUGGGGUGUGUAUCCAGCCAAUCUUUUCCAGCAACAGGCAGCAUCAAAUGCCAAUCACUCGGCUAAUCAGCAAGCAUCCAACCAGGGACCAGGACCAGGCCAGCCACAGGUGAUGCGUACAGGAACCAACCAGCGACCUCUUACACCGGGACAAGGUCAACAAAGUCAGCAGGAGUCAUUAGCUGCAGCUGCUGCUGCAAACCCGGCCCUGGCUUACGCAGGAAUGCCUGGCUACCAGGUGUUGGCCCAUGCCGCCUAUUACGACCAAACUGGAGCCUUGGUAAUGGGUCCUGGAGCUCGGACUGGUCUGGGUGGCCCCGUUCGUCUUGUACAAACCCCCCUCCUCAUUAACCCAGCAGCAGCACAGGCUGCAGCCGUGUCUGCAUCCGGCUCCGGUAACAACAUGUCUGGACCCCCAGCCAACGGUCUGUACCGCUCCAUGCCUCAACCUCAGCCUCAGCCGCAGCAGCAGCAAGCCCCCCCACCCAGCAGCGGCCUGACCUCCAGCUCGUUCUACGGUUCUGGAUCGGUCCCAAACACCUCCCAGAGCAGCUCUCUUUUCUCUCAUACCUCUGGUGCGCCGCCCAGUUCCUCCCUGGGUUUCAGCAGCACAGGCGGCUCACUUGGUGUUGGUCUGGGCUCUGCUCUUGGAGGUUUUGGCUCUUCAGUGUCCAGUUCAACCAGUAGCAGUGUGUCUCGCAGGGACUCUCUGUUGGCGAGUUCUGACUUGUACAAGCGCGGUGGCAGCAGUUUAACCCCUAUUGGUCAACCAUUUUACAACAGCCUGGGUUACUCCUCUUCACCCAGUCCGAUUGGCUUAACACCAGGUCACUCCCCGCUCACUCCUCCACCCUCCCUGCCCUCUUCUCAUGGGUCAUCCUCCAGCCUUCACCUAGGUGGCUUGACAAACGGCAGCGGGCGUUACAUUUCUGCUGCUCCAGGAGCCGAGGCCAAAUAUCGCAGCGCUGGCGGCACGUCCAGCCUGUUCAACUCCAGCAGCCAGCUGUUCCCUCCCUCUCGACCCCGCUACAGCCGCUCUGAUGUCAUGCCUUCUGGACGCAGCCGCCUCCUCGAAGAUUUCAGGAACAACCGUUUCCCGAACCUCCAGCUCCGUGACUUACCGGGACACAUGGUGGAGUUCUCUCAAGACCAGCACGGAUCCAGGUUUAUUCAGCAGAAGCUGGAGAGGGCCACACCCGCUGAGAGGCAGAUGGUGUUUGGAGAGAUUCUUCAAGCAGCAUAUCAACUAAUGACUGAUGUGUUUGGAAAUUAUGUCAUCCAGAAAUUUUUUGAGUUUGGAAGUGCAGACCAGAAGCUGGCUUUAGCAACACGCAUUCGGGGGCAUGUUCUCCCCCUGGCUCUGCAGAUGUACGGCUGCAGAGUCAUUCAGAAAGCCUUGGAGUCCAUUUCCUCAGACCAGCAGGUAAUUAGUGACAUUGUUCGGGAGUUGGACGGCCACGUGUUAAAAUGUGUGAAGGACCAGAAUGGGAACCAUGUGGUGCAGAAAUGCAUUGAAUGCGUCCAGCCUCAGGCUCUGCAGUUCAUCAUUGAUGCCUUCCAGGGACAGGUUUUUGUCCUUUCCACCCAUCCUUAUGGGUGCCGAGUGAUCCAAAGGAUUUUGGAGCACUGCACUCAGGAGCAAACUCUGCCCAUCCUGGAAGAGCUGCAUCAGCACUCUGAACAGCUGGGCCAGAAAUAUCAAGGCGUUUCAUUGGAGAUGACACCCAAAACAUAUUAUACAGUGUCCCGUGAUGCACUGUUCAAGGAUCAGUAUGGUAACUACGUCAUUCAGCAUGUGUUGGAGCAUGGCAGACCAGAGGACAAGAGCAAGAUAGUGGCAGAGGUUCGAGGAAAGGUUUUGGUUCUGAGCCAACAUAAAUUUGCGAGUAACGUCGUGGAGAAGUGUGUGAUCCACUCCUCGCGUGCAGAGAGGGCCCUUCUGAUAGAUGAGGUGUGCUGCCAGAAAGACGGGCCCCACAGCGCCUUGUACACCAUGAUGAAGGACCAGUACGCCAACUAUGUUGUCCAGAGAAUGAUUGACAUGGCAGAACCUGCUCAGCGGAAAAUCAUUAUGCACAAGAUCCGGCCUCACAUUGCCACUUUGCGCAAGUACACAUAUGGGAAGCACAUUCUGGCUAAACUAGAAAAGUACUACAUGAAGAGCGGCGGCUCUGAACUCGGCCCCAUCGGCGGCCCCACAAACGGACUGAUGUAAUCGACACUCUGGGUCCCCUGAAGAAGUGGAGGAGUUUGAAGCCCAAACCCCCUGUCCUGUGAGACCUUGCUCCUUUAGCCAUAGGCCUUUGAUGCGAUCGGUCAUCCCUUUUCUUCUCUAGGUUGGGGGGCUAUUUACCAAAAAACAAACAAACAAAAAGACAAGUCAAUUUCACCUAAAAAUGCUGUGACAACUGACCCCUGCCACUCUGCCACCCCUGAGAAAGUACCCAGGGGCCACAUAGUCAGCAGGCUACCUUCUGAUUUUUUUUGUUUAGUUUUUUUUUCCUGGGUAAAGCACAAGCCCGUUGUUAAUGAUGUAAUCGAUGUAUUUGACUGGUUUUCAUAUUGUACAUUUAAUUUUUUUACCUUGUAAAUUUUCUGUAGAAAAAAAAAAAUGAAAUUAUUACACAUUUGCUGAAAUUUACAAUUCUUACAAUUAACACCAGCAAGUGACUUUAUAAAGCAAAACUGAGUGAUUCUUUUGAAACACAAUUCCUAUUGUUUUUCUAGCCAGAAUUAAUAUGUCAGCUGUCCUGAUGGAGUUCUAGGUGAUUGAAUUUUAUAUUUGUAUAAUAUCCCACGCACAGUACAGGUGUUUUUUUUCACAUGCCAAAGCAGCUAAAUGAGUUAGUUUUCAAACGGCACUAAAGAUUAUGGAUUUUUUUGGGUGAGCAGUGUGUGCCACAGUUGCCCUGAGGUCCUCCAGACCUUAUUCCUUCAGCUCGCCGUUGGGGAUUGGUGCUUUAGACUUGGGUUCAUGUUCCACUUGUGGCUUUUUCUCGCCUCCAGACUUUGUCGGGGGAGCCGCGUGUUUACGCCAGCAGCUCUGAGUGGACCUCGCGUUCCGGUACUAUGGGCAAGUCCGAGCUGCAGCAUUCAUGGAGCCCCCGUUCUUUUGAGCCGUUCAUGCAUUUUGUCGUUCUGGAGUUAAUGAAAGUAAAAAAAUAAAAUAAUAAAAAAAAAAAAGAGCUUCAAAUAGAUAUAAAAAAAAAGAAGUGGAGCAUGAGGUUGGGUUGUACAGCAGGUUUAUUCUUAACUUGAGAGCUUUUACCUAGGGGAUAGCAGGGUUGGGGGCAGGAAAUGCGUUCGCAUGCCUUGACGGGUUUUAAUCCUUGGAAUGAUUAUUUUGUUUUGUUGUUAUUCCCCCCCCUUUUUAUCAUGUUUUGUGUAACAUCUGUCUCGUAGUUGGAGAUGAUUACUGCCCUAGAAAACAGUAUAUUUACGUACUGAAUAAUCAUCUCUUGCGUAGAAGUAGUUGAGCGACGUAUAGCAUCUUUAUGUACGAGUAAAAUUGUUGCUUAUUAGGUGAGAUGGAGGCGGCUUGCAGUGAGGAUGAACCUCCCACCCAUUAGAAGGUCAGAGCAGAGUCCAAAAGACAGGAAUGGGAUAAAAAGCGAUGUGGAGCUCAUCCCAUCUUUUUGUCUGAGGUGAAAUGAACUAGAAGUAGUGAGAUGAUUUAAGGAAAGGGAUGUUUAAAGAACUUCUUGUAUCUUUUUUUUUUCCAUUUUAAUAUAUAAAUAUAUAUAAAUAGUUUCUUUUUCAUUUGGUUGGGUUUGCAAGUGCAGCGGUGGAGGCCGGCAAAGGCCAUCAAAACUUAUACAAUUCACCUGUAAUGCUUGUAGUGAUGGCUUCUUUGCUUCUUAUGAAUUGUAGAUUACAUGUAGUAUAUGUGCAGUUAAUAAGUGUAAGAUUAUUAGUUAAAUCAAAAAUAUGUUUAGCUGUGGUGUUUUUUGACAGGCCUUGCUCUAAAUUUGUAGUGAUGCUUUUAUUUCGUCUGUACAGUUGUACAUUUGUAAACGUUGAUGCUGUAAAUGGGAUGUCUUUUACACUUUUUGAGGGGAGGAAAAAAAAGAAGAAGCAAAAAUUGUGCAUUUAGAUACGUGUGUGUAUAUUCAUCACUCCUUUCCCUUUGAAUAUAAUGUAUACAGUUUUUUUUUUUUUUUUGAUUAAGUGGUAUUUUAAAGAAAAAAAAAUAUGGCUUUGCAAUCUGGCAUGAUAUUUUUGUUUUGUUUUGUUUUUUAAAUCUGUUAUGGAAAGGCCAGCCUCUAUUUGUACUGAAGCUGUAACAUCAACCGUUUGUCUCUAAUUUGUGACAGUCUACUAAAAUUGAGAUUGCAUUUAGUCCUCUCUGCUACCAUGGAAACUUCACAAGAUAUGACGAGAAUUAUUUUUGUACAGAUGAGUGCUGUGUUUUGGAACAGCCACAACCUUGUAAGCAAAAGCAAUGUAAAAUAUUGUCAAUUAUAUAAAUAUGAACAUAUGAGUUUUUGUCACACUGUCAGUCAUGUACAUUUUCAGGUGGCCUUAUGUACAUUUCCAGAUGUUAGAUGAAGAAAUCAAACUCAUUUUUUGGAAGCAGAAUUGUGACUAUGUAUGAUUAAAUUGUUCUUCUAACAUUUCA
This is a messenger RNA of Gambusia affinis (western mosquitofish), 6229 nucleotides long. It is a transcript of the gene pum2, whose product is annotated as pumilio RNA-binding family member 2. Gene Ontology annotation, molecular function: mRNA 3'-UTR binding. The coding region runs from base 161 to 3826 and encodes 1221 amino acids. Lineage: Eukaryota; Metazoa; Chordata; Actinopteri; Cyprinodontiformes; Poeciliidae. The record is from RefSeq and is a predicted model, not a curated record. Gene Ontology annotation, cellular component: cytosol; cytoplasm. Gene Ontology annotation, biological process: miRNA processing; regulation of mRNA stability. The transcript has 23 exons.